Messenger RNA from Lachancea thermotolerans CBS 6340, 2571 nucleotides. RefSeq names its product tyrosine protein phosphatase PTP2 (gene PTP2). Lineage: Eukaryota; Fungi; Ascomycota; Saccharomycetes; Saccharomycetales; Saccharomycetaceae. Bases 1 to 2571 code for a protein of 856 amino acids. The record is from RefSeq and is a predicted model, not a curated record. The transcript has a single exon. Gene Ontology annotation, molecular function: protein tyrosine phosphatase activity. Gene Ontology annotation, biological process: protein dephosphorylation.
AUGAGCCAGGCCCAUCUCGGAAUGCGACACAGCGGCACAGCGGUGCACCUAGGCUCCCCGAAGAACCAGGCGUUUAUGAACACCGCCGCGACGUGCGUCGACCUCACCAAGGGCCAGUAUUAUGCCGCCCAUGUCCAGCCCUGCGAGUCGCUAGGCGACGCCAGGCAGCUUGAGAAUGCGCUCUUCAUUGACCUUUCGCAGUGCGGAACACAGCUUCCGCUCCCGAACUGUAAACAAGUGCAUUUGAAGUUUCCUUCAACUUUGCUACGACGCCCCAAGUUCCAAUUCUCGCAACUGGUUCAGACGUUGGAUCACGAAACACAACGGGUGCUCGAAGAAGAGGUGCCGCGCAGAUCGACGUAUGUUUUUUACGACGAGGGAAGCUCGCUUCAGAGCUGCUCCUUCAAUACCAGUCACAUCCUUGCGAAAAUCGUUCCCUAUUUAUACCAACAGCAGCGCGACAUCCGCCUCUUCUUUUUGCAGGGAGGCGCGGCUCAACCACAAGAGAAGCCUGCGCAUCAGCAUCCGCCAUUUGCGCGCCCACCCCAUCCGACAAGCACACGAUCUUCUUCGGGGAUCCGCAAGGCGGCCCCCAGCAAGCACAAUAUGAAUUUGAAGAUUACAAUACCAUCUCGCAAUCUUCGCACCGAUAAUUCUAAUUACAUGUUCAUCCAAUCAUUCAAAAAGGACUCCGUACACUACUCUCCAGACAGCCUUCAAAAGUACUUCACCUUUCAUAUGCCUUCGAAGAUUGAAUCAGAUGAUCAAACGCUGCCUGCCUGGCUCAAAAGCUUUUCAAAAGAUGGCAACAAAAACCUACUUCGCAUUUUAACGUCUUUCGAGCACUUGGAAAAGCUUGAGGUCCAGAGGCUGGAGCGGUGCUUACAGUCCUUCAAAGAUGAACAAGGCUCUCAAACCGGCAGAGAUGCUAGACCUCCUGUAGCCAAUGACAAUUCAAGUCGUUCGCAGCGUCCUAGGGUUGAGAAGCUGUACUCGUUUCGCGAAAUGCAAAAACAGUUUCAACCAAACAGGCACGACUAUGAUUCUGACAACGAUAGCUAUCACCAGAGCGAAGAAGCCAAGCUAAAAAUGGAUAUCAGCGAGGAGCUGAAUGACGGAGAAAACAAAAAAAUGCUUCUGAAACUGAAAAAGGCUAAAGAGGAUUUCAAUCCUUAUUCCUCUGAUACUAAGGACAGCGAAGAAUGUUCAGACGUUGCACGCGAAGCUGGGACGAACGAGGAUGAUGAAGAGGUUGCAGAGACUCCUAUGGAUGAUUAUCUUCUGACACGAGGCAUACAAUCUUUCACGAAAAACCGCUAUUCCAACAUUUUACCUUACGAGCAUUCCCGCGUGAAGCUGGAACCUUCACCAAUAUGGGCAGAAAACAAGAAUGACCAAUUCGCUAACACUGGUGCCCCGGGCCCCAAAUCGCCGGCCGGUUGCACUGUACGAAGAAGGCGCAACUCUUACUUCUCCCAAGACUGUUCAAACGAUAGAGACGCAGAACAGGCGUGUCCACCAAGGCAAGAAAAUAGCAGAAGCUCUUUGAUGCCUCCUUCUAUGUCAUUAGAAUCGCGAAGCUCUGCGGCAUCUCCUCAUAAAUCUGCAUCUGAGAGCGAGUCGUUUAAUGAUUAUUUCAACGCAAAUUACCUGAAAAUUCCUCAAAUCAACCCUGACUAUAAUUAUAUUGCUACACAGGCUCCACUUCCCUCCACCUUGGAUGAUUUUUGGAAGGUUGUGAUAGCGAACAAUGUUAAGGUCAUUAUAUCACUAAACUCUGACGACGAGCUUAGCUUACGAAAAUGGGACGUAUACUGGAAUUCCAGCACGCUGAAGAAAUUUGACGUUCGUGUUAACAAAACGUAUGAAAACGUGGCCGGCGUAGAAGGUUGCAUACUGAGAGUUUUCGAUGUUAGGCGCCAUAUAUCUUAUGAAGCAAGCUCAGCGGAAGGGCCAAAGAAUUCCGGUAGUGCUAACACUGUCAAGAGCGAGAGCAACGAUAGCUCCGCACAAGGCUUCGAAGGUAAUGAAAACAGCAAAAAUAGCAGUGACAGCAAAUUCAGCCCUAGUUACACGGUUUGCCAAUUGCAGUAUACAAAAUGGCUUGAUUCUUGCGGGAUUGUUAUGAGUGAUGUGUUAAAGCUUCAUCGUAUCAAAACUUACUUAUCCAGCGACGCCGAAGGUUUCAUCAAAAGCGUUCAAGAUGGGAAGGUUUAUGAAGCUAUAAUGAAAUCUGACAAUGAGGUUCCAAAGAACAUCAGCGCUUUCGAUCAGAAAAAGAAUGAAGUUAGUGCACCCGUGCUAGUACAUUGCUCUGCUGGUUGUGGACGAACUGGGGUGUUUAUUACACUUGACUAUCUCUUGAAUGUGCUGGAACACCCGACAGAUCGUUCAAAUCGUAUUGACGUUUGGAAUAUGUCCCAGGAUUUGAUUUACAUUAUCGUUAAUGAGCUAAGGAAACAAAGAAUUUCAAUGGUUCAAAACCUUACGCAGUACAUCACUUGCUAUGAGGGGAUACUUGAAUACUUCGGAUUACGCAAAAGCGCUGGGCGCGAUGCAACUGUUUACUGA